AUGGAGCGGUCAGCCGGCAAGGAGCUCGCGCUGGCGCCGCUGCAGGACUGGGGCGAGGAGACCGAGGACGACGCUGUGUACAGCGUGGCCCUGAGGCGGCAGCGCAGCCAGCGCUCGAGGCCUGGGGAGCAGGCGGGGGACAGCCAGGUCUGGGUCCCUCCCCCCCUGCAGGCCGACGCCUUCCUCCAUUACCGCACCAGCAAGGUGCGGGCGCUGAGGGCGGCGCGGCUGGAGCGGCUGGUGCGCGAGCUGGUGUCCGGAGACCACGAGCAGGACCCCGGCUUCGUGCCCGCCUUCCUGGCCACCCACCGGGCCUUUGUGCCCACAGCCCGCGUGCUGGGCUUUCUGCUGCCGCCGCCGCCACCACCACUGCCGCCAGGGGUGGAAAUCAAGAAGGCAGAGGAACAAAAUCUGAACCUCAACAAGAAUCUGAGGGCCGUGGUGUCUGUGCUGGGUUCCUGGCUUCGGGACCAUCCUCAGGACUUCCGAGACCCCCCUACCCACCGGGACCUGGGCAGUGUCUGUGCCUUUCUGGCCUGGGCAGCCCCAGAGGGUGCUGAGGCCAGGGAGGCAAAGAGGCUGCUGGGAGAUUUCCUGGAGGAGGCUGACCAGGACCUUGAGGAGGAGGCUCGGCCUGACUCGCACACGGGGCCUCUCAGAGGUGCCCAGACCUCAGGCUCAGACUCCCCGGAGGACUGCGUGGAAGAGGAGGAAGGACUUGCACUGGAGGGUCCUGAGAUCCUGGACUUCAGCGUGGACGAGGUCGCUGAGCAGCUGACGCUGAUGGAUGCGGACCUCUUCUCGCGCGUGCGCUCCUGUGAGUGCUUGGGCUCCGUGUGGUCGCAGCGGGACCGGCCAGGGGCCGCGGGCAUCUCCCCGACCGUGCGCGCCACCGUGGCUCAGUUCAACACGGUGACGGGCUGCGUGCUGGGCUCGGUGCUCGCGGCGCCCGGCCUGGCCGCCCCGCAGAGGGCGCAGCGGCUGGAGAAGUGGAUCCGCAUCGCGCAGCGCUGCCGUGAGCUGCGCAACUUCUCCUCGCUGCGCGCCAUCCUGUCCGCCCUGCAGUCCAACCCCAUUUACAGGCUCAAGCGCAGCUGGGGCGCCGUGAGCCGGGAACCACUGUCGACUUUCAGGAAACUGUCACAGAUUUUCUCCGAUGAGAACAACCACCUCAGCAGCAGAGAGAUUCUUUCUCAGGAGGAGGCCAUCGAGGGACCCCAAGAAGAGGAUACUCCUCCAGGAAGCCAGUCUUCAAAGCUGCCCCCGGGUCCUGUCCCCUACCUGGGCACCUUCCUCACGGACCUGGUGAUGCUGGACACAGCCCUGCCGGACAUGCUGGAGGGGGGUCUCAUCAACUUUGAGAAGAGGAGAAAGGAGUGGGAGAUCCUGGGCCGCAUCCAGCAGCUGCAAAGACGCUGUCGGACCUACUGCCUGAGCCCCUGCCUGCCCUUCGUGGCCGCCCUGCGUGCCCAGCGCCAGCUCAGCGAGGAGCAGAGUUACCGCAUUUCUCGAGUCAUCGAGCCGCCAGCUGCCUCCUGCCCCAGCUCCCCACGCAUCCGGCGCCACCUCAGCCUCACCAAGCGUCUCAGUGCGAAGCUGUCCCGAGAGAAAAGCUCAUCCCCUGGUGGGAGCCCCGGGGACCCGCCCUCCCCCACCUCCAGUCUGUCCCCAGGCUCCCCCCCAUCCAGCCCCAGAACCAAGGACCCUCCUGGCAGUCCCCCAGCCUCUCCAGGGAUCCGAGGCCCUAGCACCAAGGUACCAACUAUCCCAGACCUCCCAGGCCCCUGGGUUCCAGCCUUACCUCUGAGCAGCCCUCACAUCCCCCUUGCGGGUCAGCAGGGUUCCGAGGCCCGUGUCGUCCGCGUCAGCAUCGACAAUGACCAUGGGAACCUGUAUCGCAGCAUCUUGCUCACCAGUCAGGACAAGGCCCCCACUGUGGUACAGCGAGCCUUGGAGAAGCACAACGUGGUCCAGCCCUGGGCCCGCGACUACCAGCUCUUCCAGGUCCUUCCUGGGGACAAGGAGCUCCUGAUUCCUGACAAUGCCAACGUCUUCUAUGCAAUGAGGCCGGCUGCCCCUGGAGACUUCGUGCUGCGGAGGAAGAGGGAAGCUCGGCCCCCAACUUCUCUUUCCUGA
This is a messenger RNA of Elephantulus edwardii (Cape elephant shrew), 2136 nucleotides long. It is a transcript of the gene RGL3, whose product is annotated as ral guanine nucleotide dissociation stimulator-like 3. Gene Ontology annotation, molecular function: guanyl-nucleotide exchange factor activity. Gene Ontology annotation, cellular component: plasma membrane. Gene Ontology annotation, biological process: Ras protein signal transduction; positive regulation of GTPase activity. The record is from RefSeq and is a predicted model, not a curated record. NCBI's taxonomy places the organism in Eukaryota, Metazoa, Chordata, Mammalia, Macroscelidea, Macroscelididae. The coding region runs from base 1 to 2136 and encodes 711 amino acids. The transcript has 20 exons.